CCUCCGCGCGCCCCCACCUGUGCUUUGAGAUUCGCGCUUCGUCGCCUCCUAGCUACCUCGUGUCUCCCGCUGACUCGCCGGCGAACGCUCGCCUCUUGGAGAUGCCGCCCGCCGCGGCGACGCUCCUCCGGCGGGCCCCAGCGGUCCCAUUCACGGCACGCCGUACCGCUGUUUCCCGCUCGGGCAUGGCGCGGCGUCUGGUGACAGCGAGCGCUGGGGCCGGCGGGCGGGCGCCGGCGUACGGUGGGCUGCUGCUCGACGCCGGCGGCACGCUGCUGCAGGUCGCGCAGCCGGUCGCCGAGACGUACGCCUCCAUCGGCCGACGCUACGGUGUGAUGAAGCCUGAGAAAAGAAUCAUGGAGGGGUUCAAGCGGGCAUUCUCGGCGCCAUGGCCCAAGACACUCAGGUACCAGGGAGAUGGGCGGCCAUUCUGGAGAAUUGUCGUGGCAGAAGCUACCGAUUGCACCGAUGACGAUUACUUUGAGGAAGUGUAUCAGUAUUAUGCACAUGGAGAUGCUUGGCGUUUGCCUGUUGGAGCAGACACAGCACUGCGUGAGCUGAAGGAUGCUGGAGUUAAGCUAGCUGUUGUAUCUAACUUUGAUACAAGGUUACGGAAAUUACUUAAGGACCUUAAUGUCUCUGAUAUGUUUGAUGCCAUUGUGGUAUCAUCAGAGGUCGGAUAUGAGAAACCUGCUCCAGAGAUAUUCAAGAUAGCAUUAGAUAACAUUGGUGUGGAAGCCAGCAAGGCAGUGCAUGUAGGAGAUGAUGAAGCUGCAGACAAGGCGGGUGCCAAUGCUAUAGGACUUGAAUGCUGGCUGUGGGGUGAUGAUGUGAAGACAUUUUCAGAAAUACAGGACAGGAUUCUGACAACAGAUGAUCCUCAAUGAGUGUGGAUUUAGCAUGGUGCAAGACCGCCACGACAGUUGUUUCUUUAUUCCUUCCUUUUUUUUUCUCUUAAUGCCUUCUUUUCCUUUCACCUCUUGUGCUGGCAUGUCCAUUUUGCUUUCAUGAAAUAAGCUCAUUCCAUGACUACUGCUGUCCCGUCACAUUCUUUUGCAUUCUGUGAUGAACACUUUUAUUCGUCACAGGCAGCAGAUUGCAGAUGAGUCAUGAGUGAUUCUGCUUGCUAUGUGAAUGUGAUUUGCAUGUAAACAUUAUCCUAAGUACAAGUGUAUAACUGACAGAACACACAUGUGAAAAUGUUGCAUACUGCUGCUGCUCCCCUACAUGGAUUGCUGCAGCGAUGGAAUGUACACGUAGCCUCAGGCUGCAGCUACGA
Molecule: messenger RNA, 1279 nt
Organism: Sorghum bicolor (sorghum)
Lineage: Eukaryota; Viridiplantae; Streptophyta; Magnoliopsida; Poales; Poaceae
Product: haloacid dehalogenase-like hydrolase domain-containing protein 3
Exons: 8
Coding region: 102-887 (261 amino acids)
Source: RefSeq, a predicted model, not a curated record